Ictalurus punctatus (channel catfish) is the source of this 4817-nucleotide messenger RNA. RefSeq names its product ABR activator of RhoGEF and GTPase (gene abr). Gene Ontology annotation, biological process: protein phosphorylation; positive regulation of GTPase activity; intracellular signal transduction. The record is from RefSeq and is a predicted model, not a curated record. Gene Ontology annotation, molecular function: GTPase activator activity; guanyl-nucleotide exchange factor activity; protein serine/threonine kinase activity. Lineage: Eukaryota; Metazoa; Chordata; Actinopteri; Siluriformes; Ictaluridae. The coding region runs from base 215 to 3487 and encodes 1090 amino acids. The transcript is spliced from 23 exons. Gene Ontology annotation, cellular component: membrane.
UGUGUGUGUGUGUGUAUAUGUAAUGCCUCACUGAUUAAACGGUAUCUGUCGCGGAUGGAAGGAAAGAAGCGCUCACAAGGUGAAAAUGCGCACUUUUAUAAAGAAAAUAGAUUAAUUUUGAGUGUGUAGACGGUGUAUUUGUUUUCUACGAGAACCACUUUUCUUUCAAAUAAGAAGAAGAAGAAGGGAAAACCCCCCCAAAAACCCAGCCAGAAUGUGGGAGCAGGAGGAGUUUGAAAAGCACUGGAGGAAUGAAUUUCCCGACGGAGAGGUUCCCAGGAUGAACCUUUGCUCCGUGGAGGACAUCGAGAACGAGUUGGAGACAUGCAAAGCGCGCCUGAAGAGCCUGCAGCAUGAGCUGGCGAUGGAGAAGUUCAAGGUGAUCUACCUGCAGACCACCAUCGCGCAGAAGAGGAAAGGUUACAGGUGGGGGAACAAGGAGGAUCCGCACGACGCGGACGCCGCUGCCUCUACCAAACCCGAUAAGACGGACCAGGAAAGCGUGCGAGCUCCACCGGGGAUCAGGCUGCACGCUCUGGGGCGCAGCAGCGUGGACGAGCCGAGCGGCAUGCUGGUCAGAGGGAGCAAGACUGGUAAACCUAUCCUGGUUCCCCCGCGGAAAAAGUACGCUUUGGUGAAGGAGAACGCUCCUGGUUCUGGUUCUGGUUCGUCACAUCUCCAUGAAUGUGACCGAAAGAGACGGGACUCGGAGCGCGACAGCGACAGAGAUUACGACGACGUGGAGCUCAAUGAGAACUUCGUGCGGAAGAACCUGAUCGACCCCAAGGCGACGGAGAUCCGCAACUCUUCGCUCAGACCCUUUCGGUUUAGUAAGGAUUUUGAUUCCGGGGACGACGGGAGAUUAUCGCCGUCUGUGCCGCUCCGAGGGAGUUACGGUUCGGGUCGGAGCACCCCGGACCGCCGCAGUGACGGAUACCUCAGCUCCGAGCACGAGGACUCUUCUUCAGUAGAUUUCAACUACAACACAGACGGCUAUGAGGGAGACGGGGCGGAGGACAGGAAGUCGCAGGAUGGCUCAGAGACCAUGCCCUUCAUCGACGAGUCUCCCACGAUGUCCCCGCAGCUGUGCGUCCGGCCUGACGGAGACGCCGUGUCCCCUACACCACCUGAGAGCCUACUUCCUGGGGGUCACCCAGAGAAAGGGCUGGAGAUGAAGAAGCUGGUUCUUUCCGGCUUUCUGGCCAGUGAGGAGAUCUACAUCAACCAGCUCGACGCCUUGCUGCUGCCUAUGCGUCCUUUGAAGGCCACGGCCACCACGUCCAAGCCUGUGCUAACAAUGGAGCAGAUCGAAACCAUCUUUUACAAGAUCCAAGACAUCUACGAGAUCCAUAAGGAGUUUUACGAUGCCCUUUUCUCCAACAUUCAGCAGUGGGAUGAUAUGGUCACAGUCGGACACCUCUUCCAGAAGCUGGCCAGCAAGCUCGGCGUCUACAAAGCUUUCUUGGACAACUACAAAAUGGCCAUCGAGACGGUGGAGAAAUGCAGCCAGUCCAACUCACAGUUCCAGAAGAUCUCAGAGAACGUCAAAGUCAAGGGACCGAAGGACUCUAAAGACUGCACCAACAUCGUCAGCAUGGAGGCACUCCUGUAUAAACCCAUCGACCGUGUGACACGCAGCACCCUUGUCCUUCACGAUCUGCUGAAACACACUCCUAAAGAGCACCCGGACUUCGCUCUGCUGCAGGACGCGCUCCGAAUCUCCCAGAACUUCCUGUCCAGUAUCAAUGAGGAGAUCGACCCACGCCGGACCGCCGUCACUACCCCCAAGGGAGAGGUUCGUCAGCUGGUGAAGGACGGUUUCCUGGUGGAGGUGUCUGAAGGCACAAGGAAACUCCGCCAUGUCUUUCUAUUCACUGACUUGCUGCUGUGCGCCAAGAUGAAGAAGACUGCAGUGGGGAGGCAUCAGCAGUACGAGUGUAAAUGGUACAUCCCGCUGGCUGAUCUCACCUUCCAGACGCUGGAUGACUCGGACUCCUGUACGCACGUGCAGACGCUUCCCGAGCACGAGAUCGAGGAGAUGAAGAUCAAGAUCUCGGUGAUCAAGAGUGAGAUCCAGAAAGAGAAGAAAGCUCAGAAAGGCCAGAGCCGCAACGUGGACCGCUUGUGGAAGAAGAUGAAUGAGCAGGAGUCGUGUCUGCUGCUACACUCUCCCACAAUCCCAUUCCGCAUUCACAACAAAAACGGCAAGAGCUACUUGUUCCUGCUUUCCUCAGACUAUGAGAGGUCAGAAUGGAGAGAGAGCAUUCAGAAGCUCCAGAAGAAAGACCUCCAGUCAUGUGUGUUGAGCUCCUUGGAGCUCCAGGUCCUCACCAGCUCCUGCUUCAAGCUGCGCACCGUCCAUAACAUCCCUGUCACAACUAAUAAAGAUGACGAGGAAUCUUCCGGCCUGUACGGCUUCCUGCACGUCAUCGUCCAUUCUGCCACCGGCUUCAAAGAGUCAGCCAAUCUCUACUGCACGCUGGAAGUGGAUUCCUUCGGUUACUUCGUAAGCAAAGCCAAGACCCGUGUUUUCCGCGACACCACCGAGCCCAACUGGAACGAGGAGUUCGAAAUCGAGCUGGAGGGCUCGCAGUGCCUGCGCAUCCUGUGCUACGAGAAGUGCUACGACAAGUCCAAGCUCAACAAGGACGACAACGAGAUCGUAGACAAGAUCAUGGGCAAGGGGCAAGUGCAGUUGGACCCACAGACUGUGCAGUCGAAGAACUGGCACGUGGACGUGAUCGAGAUGAACGGGAUCAAAGUCGAGUUCUCGAUGAAGUUCACGAGUCGGGACUUGAGUUUAAAGAGGACGCCUUCGAAGAAGCAGAGCGGCGUGUUUGGAGUCAAGAUCAGCGUCGUGACGAAACGCGAGCGCUCCAAGGUGCCUUACAUCGUGCGUCAGUGUAUCGAAGAGGUGGAGAAGAGAGGGAUCGACGAGGUCGGGAUCUACCGCAUCUCCGGCGUGGCCACGGAUAUUCAGGCGCUCAAGGCGGCGUUCGAUUCCAACACCAAAGACAUCCUGAUGAUGUUGAGCGACAUGGACAUCAACGCCAUCGCCGGCACGCUGAAGCUCUACUUCCGAGAACUGCCCGAGCCUCUGCUCACUGACCGCCUCUACCCGGCCUUCAUGGAGGGCAUCGCUCUGUCUGAUCCUGCAGCCAAGGAGAACUGCAUGAUGCACCUGCUGCGCUCUCUGCCCGACCCCAACCUCAUCACCUUUCUCACCUUACUGGAGCACCUGAAGAGGGUGGCUGAGAAGGAACCGGUGAAUAAAAUGUCGCUGCACAACCUGGGCACCGUGUUCGGCCCUACGCUGCUGAGACCGUCCGAAUCGGAAAGCAACAAACCCCACAUCACACUGGCCUCCGAUAUCUGGUCCCAUGACGUCAUGGCACAGGUCCAGGUGUUGCUCUACUACCUACAGCAUCCUCCCAUCUCCUUCGCCGAGCUGAAGAGGAACACGCUGUAUUUCUCCACGGACGUUUAAUCCCACUUCCAUCCAUUCAACACCAUCGUCGACUUCCCUUCACAGAAUUCCACUCGCACAGGGGACACCGGACGGAGACGGCUGCCUACUUCCUGUCCUCGUCUCGCGCCGUUCUGAACGCGUGUGUGUGUGUGUGUGUGUGUGUGUGUGUGUGUGUGUGUGUGUGCGUGCGUGCGUGUGCAGAGAGUGCGGCGAACACCGAAACACCCCACCCCCCCCCACCCCCCCAACCUGCCCGGACAGAGAGCUGGAGAAUGGAGAAGAACUACGACUUCGCACUCAUGUCUUUGUGGCUAAAGGCAUGUGAGGCAUGAUGGGAAGUGAUUAAUUGCCACCCCAGUUCAGUGACGCCGGUGCAAGAGAUGUGUUCGUGCUUCCUGCUUUUUUUUGUUUUGUUUGUUCGUUUCUGUCGGUGUUUAUUCCGAGGCAUUACAGAGAACAUUCCUGCAUCCCACCACAUCUGCAUUUCCUGCAUAUAUAAUUUGUUUAGCAGCUCUUCUAAGUUUCCAUUUUGGCUUUUGCACAUGUCUGGGGAAAAAAAAACCGUGAGUGUGUGAGUGCUUGCGUUUUCCUCCAAGCUGAGGCUUCGAUAGGAGCUCUGUACUUGGCUGGUCAAAUUUUAUUCUCUUUAGAAAAGAAGACAUUUCCUGACCAUUCCGAGGCCAAAAUCCUUAUUUAUUAUAAAUCUAGUCUAUACGUGUGCCUGUACAGUCCAUUACAUCUUCAUGACUUUAGUUUGAAGGGUUUUUUUAUUUUAGUGACUUUAUUUUUUAGCCGAAAUUGUUCUUGUUCACGGUCAGUGCUGACUGAGCUGUACUGUAUAAAAAAAAAAAACCAAAAAAAAUUCAAAAACAGAAAAGUAAAAGAAACUUUGACCGUUAAAUCGACCCGGUUUUUUAGAAUUCGUUUCAACCGUAGGGAAUAAAUCACUCCAAGCGAUCUCUUCGCCAUGUGAUCAUUUCUGAUACACGGUGCGAUGUAUCGGAUGACGUGUGCAUCGAGGUGUCUUUUGCAUGGAUGGAUGAAAAGGCAAAUUUCUAUGUUGCUUUUAUUUAUCUUUUGUUCUUUUAAAACCUGAUUUAGUUUGGGGGGGAAAAAACAAAACAAAACAAACAAAAAAAAAAAGCGAAGCCAGUGACGUUCUCCUAAUAAGCACUGUUAGAUAUCGGAUUAUUCCUUGAUGAUAUUUUUUAAUAUUGUAUUUUACUUUUGCUGUAAAGAUAUUCCGUAUAGUGCAUUUCCGAACAGGAUAAUUGUUGAUGUGAACUUUUUUUUUUUCUUUUUUUCUUCUGUUUUUAGUAAAACUAAAUAAAAGUGUACAGGAAACCCA